CAUGCAAUACGCACUUGAUUUUUUUAAUUUAUGAAAGAGCUAACAAUCCAGAAUAUUUAUAUUGCCACAUGAUGCGGAAAUCAAUAAUGGACUUCUCGUUUGAUAUUUUUGUAUAUUAAGUGGUUGAGAACAACAUUGAGAGUGAAGAGAAAUAAGGAAAAUAUCAUGGCUAGUUCUGAUAUACCAACAAUUGAUGUUUCUCCUUAUUUUAAAUCAGAUCAGGAAAAUGAAGAGGGGAAAAAGAAGGCUAUGGAGAAAAUUAGAGAAGCCUGUGUUACCUAUGGCUUCUUCCAUAUUGCGAAUCAUGGAAUUCCUUUGGAGUUGUUGAGCAGAACCAUGGAUAUGUAUAAGACUUUCUUUGCUUCUUCAGAUGAAGAAAAACUCUCUAUACCUCAUAAUUAUUUAAAGAGCACACAGAAGUCAGCUGGGACUUUUGAGCACUUGUGGGUUCGUCUUUCAUCAUCCUCUGCCUUCGAUGUUUGCCCCAACAAUCCACCUCAAUUCAGAAAAGUAUUGGAAGAGAUGGCUUCCCAUUUCACAAAAUUAGGAGUUGUGUCGGAGAGAAUCAUCAGCGAGUGUUUGGGCCUCCCUCCUGACUUCCUAGCAAACUACACAAAUGAGCGGUCUCGGGAUGCAUUGAUGGGCCUCAACUACUUUCCGGCGAAAGAAGAUGACAACACAGGAAAACCCGCACAUGAAGAUCCUGGCUGCUUCACCAUUGUCUACCAGUAUGAAGUUGGAGGCCUUCAGGUGCAAAAAGAUGGACAGUGGAUUCCUAUAGCGCCUUCCAGAGACAAACUAGUUGUUAACAUUGGUGAUGUGAUCCAGGUGCUAAGCAACUAUAAAUUCAAGAGUGCAACUCACAAGUUGGUCAGAGCAAGAGAAACAAAUCAUUGCUCAUACGCGUUCUUCUAUGACAUGCAAAGAGACAAGUGGAUCGAUCCAUUACCACAGUUCACCAAGGAAAUUGGCGAGUCGCCCAAGUACAGAGGAUUCCUCUUCGAAGAAUAUCUGCAGUUGAGACUUAGAAACGUGACUCAUCCACCAGCUAGACCUGAAGAUCUCUCCUCAUCCAUAUAACCCAAUACUUAAUUUCUAGUUAGAGCAAGUCUUAUGUGAUCAAAGAUUUUCUCUCUAUGUUGAAAGAAAUAUAGCAAUAUUAGGUAUGUGAAGUGCAUUUAAAAAUCUCAUCUAUUAGAGAGCACACAACUAUUUUCUUAAUUUGUUCCACUUGUCUCUCAUAGUACAAGUCUGAUUCUUUGAAGAGGAAUCCUCGAUUUA
This is a messenger RNA of Capsicum annuum, 1281 nucleotides long. Its product is annotated as flavonol synthase/flavanone 3-hydroxylase. Gene Ontology annotation, molecular function: dioxygenase activity. Bases 166 to 1080 code for a protein of 304 amino acids. The transcript is spliced from 3 exons. The record is from RefSeq and is a predicted model, not a curated record. Lineage: Eukaryota; Viridiplantae; Streptophyta; Magnoliopsida; Solanales; Solanaceae.